Diaporthe batatas is the source of this 666-nucleotide messenger RNA. RefSeq lists its product as uncharacterized. Lineage: Eukaryota; Fungi; Ascomycota; Sordariomycetes; Diaporthales; Diaporthaceae. The transcript has 2 exons. The record is from RefSeq and is a predicted model, not a curated record. Bases 1 to 666 code for a protein of 221 amino acids.
AUGUCGCCUGACAGGGCGAAGUACUGCUUCUCGACGGAUAUUGUCUAUGGUAUCUUCAUGUACCAGGCCGCCACGCUCUUUGCUUGUGACAUCAUCAUAUUCCUUCUUCCGUUUCCUGCGUUGGUGAAACUCAACAUGGGUCCCGCCAAGAAGACGGCACUGCUGCUGGUCUUCGGCAGCGGUUUAGUGGCCUGCAUUGCGCCCGCCAUCAGGUUCGAAAGCAUACAGUUCUACAAAUCCGGAUCCUCAGACACAACUUACGUGGGUGCGGAAUCCUUGUACUGGAUGGCCAUCGAAUAUAACCUUGGUCUGGUUGCGGGGUCAUUGACGGGGCUGCGGCCUCUGGUUUCAAGAGUAGUCAGUGCGCUUGGGUCAAGCAAGGGCAUUUCAGCCUACAGGAACAACCAGUUCUCGCCAUCUUAUCCACUCGAAAAUUGCGAUAACAAACACUGGAUCUCCAGCCAGCGAACCGGGACCAGAAACAAUAGGUUCCAAGGAGACAGUAUCCUCGAACCAACAGUCAUGGGCGAUCGCAAUUCUGAUGACAGUGGCCGCCAUCAUAUAUUAAAGACCCAGUCUGUUAGCAUUGUCACAGAGGAAUCGGGGGGUUUAUCUUCGGUCGGAAACUCACAUCAGCCAUGGCAAGCCUUUGAUCCGAAGAAGUAG